This is a messenger RNA of Scomber scombrus (Atlantic mackerel), 1767 nucleotides long. RefSeq names its product EF-hand domain family, member D2 (gene efhd2). Lineage: Eukaryota; Metazoa; Chordata; Actinopteri; Scombriformes; Scombridae. Gene Ontology annotation, molecular function: calcium ion binding. The transcript has 4 exons. The coding region runs from base 235 to 936 and encodes 233 amino acids. The record is from RefSeq and is a predicted model, not a curated record.
UCCUGACUGGAGGUAGUAAUCUGAAUGUGAGGCUUCUUCCCAGGAAAUUCAAACUAAACUUUGGUUCAGCGACUCCAUUUAAGGCUAAUUAGCUCGUCUCUUGUCUCAGACACAGUCCUCGUCCCGCAGAAGGAGACACGGCCGGACAGAAGACCACAGACAGGUUGUUCUGACUCUCUGCUCUACUCUGGUUAGCUUGAUAACACUCUUGAAUAUAAACCACACUGUUUGAAAAUGGCCACAGAUGAGCUGUCGUCGAAGCUCAGCCGCCGGCUGCUUAUCGAAGAAGGAGCCGAGGAGGCCGUCGCCGUGGACGGCCAGGAACAGGAGAACGGCUCGGAGGAGAAACCGACUACGGCCAACGCUGACUCUGAGCUGGGAGCUAAACUGAUGAGACGCGGGGAGCUGAACGAGGGGCAGGGCGAGCACUGCCAGCCCAGCACCAAGGUGUUCAACCCUUACACCGAGUUCAAAGAGUUCUCCAGAAAACAGAUCAAAGAUAUGGAGAAGCUCUUCAAAACGUAUGACGCUGGGAAAGACAACUACAUCGACCUGAUGGAGCUGAAGCUGAUGAUGGAGAAGCUGGAAGCUCCACAGACACACCUGGGUCUGAAGAACAUGAUCAAAGAGGUGGACGAGGAUCUGGACAACAAGCUCAGCUUCAGAGAGUUCCUGCUGAUCUUCAGGAAGGCAGCAGCAGGAGAGCUGGCAGAGGACAGCGGCCUCGGUGUCCUCGCUCGCCUCUCUGAAAUCGAUGUCUCCACAGAGGGGGUCAAAGGAGCCAAGACCUUCUUUGAAGCCAAAGUCCAGGCCAUCAACGAGUCCAGCCGGUUCGAGGCUGAGAUCCGCGAGGAGCAGGAGGUCAAGAAGAAGCAAGCCGAGGAUCAGAAACAGAGACGAGCCGCCUUCAAAGAACUGCAGUCAGCCUUCAAGUGACCUGCUGUCCUUCCUGUCAGGACCUGUCCCUGCUAACACUGUCAGCUUGUCUAUGUAUGUGUGUGUGUGUGUGUGUGUGUGUGUUGGAAUGCUCCAUGUAUGUGAGACAGAGGUCAGGCUCAGUUAGUCCAUGAUACAGUGGACUACAUACAUUGUGAAAUAUCAACACUGUAUAUGCAGUGAUGCAGAUAAACAUCAUCUACUGAUUGAUCUCAUUAACACUGUUCUACACUGAGAGUCUGCACUGAGCUCAAUGAUUGGAUGAUUGUGUGACCUGAGCUGUCUCACAUUAGUGGAGCUCUCCUCUGUUUGUAUCUUCUGCUCUUAUCUUUGCACUUUAUGUGCCGUGCAGCGCUACAGAAUACCAAAGGGACAGGCAAAGGGAAUUUCCAGGCAGCAGAUCUUUACUCUGACCCUUUUUUUUUUUUUUUUUUGUUGACACACGUCCUCUGAGUGAUGACAUUUUAUUGUUGAAAUGAAAUAUGGCCGGUUUAAUCAGUGACCGUAGUCCUUUCAGACAGUUGGCGUUCGAACGUGUUCCUCGUUCAUUUCAGUGAGAUAACUGUUGGCACAGCACAGAGCUUAGCAACUAAACAGAUAGGAAUGAGUGAUAACUUCUAAAAUCCUGCCUCAUAAUGUAAUAAACUGCUGUGCAGUGUUCCAGCUCCUUCAUCCAGUAAGCCUUCCUGGACACUAUUUGAUUGUCUCAGCUGAUCCUGAAAAAAAACAUGCAGCAACUCAGCAUGUGUGUUAGUUUAAUCUGGUCUGAAUGUUCACUGUCUGUUUGUGUUUGGAUCUUCAUUCUGUGACCUGUUUUUAAAAUGACAAAGU